Molecule: messenger RNA, 1855 nt
Organism: Eufriesea mexicana
Lineage: Eukaryota; Metazoa; Arthropoda; Insecta; Hymenoptera; Apidae
Gene: CCT1
Product: chaperonin containing TCP1 subunit 1
Exons: 10
Coding region: 139-1815 (558 amino acids)
Biological process (GO): protein folding
Molecular function (GO): ATP-dependent protein folding chaperone; ATP hydrolysis activity; ATP binding
Source: RefSeq, a predicted model, not a curated record
AACUGCGAUAGGCGUCACUGACCAUCAUCAUCAGUAGCAAUCACACGCAGACGUUUUAUGGCAUUAGUUUUGUCGGCAACUAAAAUUUUGACUGUCGUUCAAUUAUAAUAUUAUACAAAAGUGAAAAAAUAUUACAAAAUGUCGACAGUAGCUAGUCCUUUAGUUGUUGGUGGUGUUCGACAAUCUGGAGCUCCUGUAAGAACACAAAAUGUCAUGGCUGCUUGUGCAGUUGCUAAUAUAGUGAAGAGUUCUCUGGGUCCUGUUGGCUUAGAUAAAAUGCUUGUAGAUGACAUUGGUGAUGUUACUGUUACUAAUGAUGGAGCAACUAUUUUACGUUUACUUGAAGUUGAACAUCCAGCUGCAAGAGUUCUAGUAGAAUUAGCUCAACUACAAGAUGAAGAAGUUGGAGAUGGAACUACAUCAGUUGUAAUAAUUGCAGCUGAAUUAUUAAAAAAUGCUGAUGAACUUGUAAAACAGAAGAUUCAUCCAACAUCUGUAAUUAGUGGUUACAGACUUGCUUGCAAGGAAGCCUGUAAAUACAUUCAAGAGCAUUUAACAGUUGGGGUAGAAGAGCUUGGAAGAGAUUGUUUAGUUAAUGUAGCAAAAACUUCUAUGUCCAGUAAAAUUAUUGGAGCUGAUGCUGACUUUUUUGGUAACAUGGUUGUGGAUGCUGCAAAUGCAAUAAAAGUUAAUGAUGGAAAAGGAGGAUUCCUAUAUCCUGUGAAAGCAGUUAAUGUUUUAAAAGCUCAUGGAAAAAGUGUUAGAGAGUCCAUAUUAGUGCAGGGCUAUGCACUGAAUUGUACUGUAGCUUCUCAAGCCAUGUCUAAAAGAAUAGUGAAUGCAAAGAUUGCAUGUCUAGAUUUUUCUUUGCAAAAGACAAAAAUGAAAUUAGGUGUUGAGGUACUAAUUACAAAUCCUGAAAAAUUAGAAGCAGUGCGACAACGGGAAGCAGAUAUUACAAAAGAACGUAUUCAAAAAAUUCUUGCAGCAGGGACAAAUGUCGUUCUUGUAUCUGGCGGAAUUGAUGAUCUCUGUUUAAAGUAUUUUAUAGAAGCUAAAGCAAUGGCAGUUCGUAGAUGCAAAAAGGCAGAUUUGAAAAGAAUUGCAAAAGCAACAGGUGCACAAUUUCUUACUUCUUUAACUAAUAUGGAAGGAGAAGAAAGUUUUGAUAGUAGUUUUCUUGGGGAAGCUGCAGAAGUAGUACAAGAAGUAAUAUGUGAUGAUGAACUUAUUCUGAUUAAGGGACCCAAAACAAGGACAGCAAGUUCUAUGAUAUUACGAGGGCCAAAUGAUUAUUAUUGUGAUGAGAUGGAGCGAUCUGUGCACGAUGCAUUAUGUGCAGUAAAACGAGUUUUAGAAAGUAAAAGUGUGGUUGCAGGAGGAGGUUGUGUCGAAGCAGCACUUUCAAUAUAUUUGGAAAAUUUUGCUACAUCACUAAGUUCUCGAGAACAAUUAGCUAUUGCUGAAUUUGCAAGAUCAUUACUGGUUAUACCGAAGACGUUAGCAGUCAAUGCCGCACAGGAUGCAACUGAUCUUGUUGCUAAACUACGUGCUUAUCAUAAUUCCAGUCAAACAAAAGUAGAUCUUGCAGAUCUAAAAUGGGUUGGUUUAGAUUUACUUGAAGGUACUAUUAAAAAUAACAAACAAGCUGGUGUAUUGGAACCAGCAAUUUCAAAAAUAAAAUCUUUGAAAUUUGCUACCGAAGCAGCGAUAACCAUUCUUAGAAUCGAUGAUAUGAUUAAACUAGAUCCUGAACGUACAAAGGAUAAAUCAUACCACGACGCAAUGGAAUCAGGAGAAUUAGAAGAGAAUUAGAAGAGAAUUUAAAAUGCAUUUAUCCAUCUCUUUUUCAAUA